Messenger RNA from Pogona vitticeps (central bearded dragon), 5521 nucleotides. Lineage: Eukaryota; Metazoa; Chordata; Lepidosauria; Squamata; Agamidae. The record is from RefSeq and is a predicted model, not a curated record.
UUCAUAGAGAUCACCCAGUCAGAGUGUUUGUGUUUGUUCUGGCAAGCAGCCCUACCACAGGGACAGCUCCCAGAAGCCAAUCAAGGUUAUCUGUCUGCCCGUCUACUCAGGACAUCUGUAGAUCUCCUACCUUGCAUGAUAUAUCGGAAGAUACAUUUGAAAAAACAACUCCUGUCAUGGUGCUGAGCCCUGUUAGUAAAGAACCUGUUAAAAAACAAGUGAAGCGAAGGGUUAGACGGAGGAAGGAAGUGGAGGAAAGUGAUGAGUGUGCAGAAAAGCAAAGCAAAGAGAAAGAUGGCAGGUUGCACCUCAAAACUACAAAUUCAAGAUGGAAUGUUGUACGGAAGGCGUCGUCUGAUUCUUCAACUUCAGAUGAAAAUCAUUGGGCCGUGAUUAGAAAGAGAGAGAGGGCCAAAAUGCCCAAAAGAAUGAGAAGGCGAAGUACUUCUAAUUCUCGGCCGGAUGGAUAUUCCAGUAAGAAUGCCAUUGAACUUGUUCCUAUGGGUACAGAGGGAGAGAAGAAACAAGAGCAGAAAACUGAGCCUGGCGACCACACACUAAGUCACCGCAGGAGAAAGACUUCCAGAUGGAAAGAGACCUGCCCUUCACUAUCUUCUGUGGUCUCUGUGGAGGCAAAGAGCUCUUGCAGACAAUGCAGAAUACAACAGGGCAAGUGCAGCCACAAGGAUCCAAAGCCUUCGUCAUACAUUAGCCAAGGCAAAGCAAUCCAGGAGGAGAGUGGUUCAGAGAAAGGCUCAGGCAGCGAUGCUUUGACUGUGCCAGAGAAUGGAGUACCUGCUGGGACAAGGCCUGCUGUGACCAACGCAGUUCAGAAACCUCCUGUGUUUUAUGAUGACUUGUCUGAUGAUUUCGAAGUGUGCAGGAUCUGUCACUGUGAGGGAGAUGACGAAAGCCCCCUCAUCACACCAUGUCGCUGUACAGGGACCUUACGUUUUGUUCAUCAAGCCUGCCUGCAUCAGUGGAUUAAGAGCUCAGACACACGUUGUUGUGAACUCUGCAAGUAUGACUUUAUAAUGGAGACCAAGCUCAAACCUCUUCAAAAGUGGGAAAAACUACAGAUGACAACAAGUGAGAGAAGAAAAAUAGUCUGCUCAGUCACCUUCCACAUUAUUGCAAUUACCUGCGUAGUUUGGUCACUGUAUGUACUAAUAGAUCGGACUGCUGAGGAAAUUAAGCAAGGCAAUGACAACGGUGUCCUAGAGUGGCCAUUUUGGACAAAAUUAGUUGUGGUGGCCAUUGGGUUCACUGGUGGUCUCGUCUUCAUGUAUGUACAGUGCAAAGUCUAUAUUCAGUUGUGGCGAAGGCUGAAGGCCUACAAUCGCGUGAUCUUUGUUCAGAACUGCCCAGAUACUGCCAAAAAACUUGAGGAGAAAAAUUCCUCUUCCUUGCAGAACACUGAAAUCAAAGACAGUGUGGUGGUGCCAGUAACACAGACAAGCACAAACUCUCAGCAAUCUGGAGAAGAAACUGCUUCUGACACUAUGCCAGUUUGAUGGAAGUGGCAUUUUCUUUUCCCCAGUGAAGAAUAAAGGAGCGUGCUUUCUACUGUCCAGCCACACUAGAAUGGCAGAACCGCAAAGUGUUUUUGGUGAAGAGCAAGGAAAAAAAACAAGGAAAAUUGAUCAAGAGAAGAUACACAUUACCUCUGGAAUGUAACUGUGAAGCAAUUUCUCACCUGUCUUGCUAAGCAUAAUCAAAAGUGGCAAAGAAGAAAAUACGACAAAUGACAACUUCUAAUGGGCAAGCAAAUAUAGCAGCACCACUUUUGAUGGCUGAAAAACCCCGCACUUGCAGAUGUACUGCCAGUGUUCUGUUUACAAGGGGAAAAAACCCUUAUAUGUAUUUGCUACUAUGGUCUUUUUGCUAAUGAUUGUAAUCUUGGGGGGAGGGAGGGUACCUUAAAGCAAAUUUUUAAAGAUCCACAUUAAACUUUAAAAUCAUGUAACAUACAUACAGCAAAGCACAAAUUAUCUAAGCUUCACAAUCUGGUGGUUUUAUAUUCUGAGGUGGCUAAUGGAGUCCUUAUAGCAUGUAUAGUUUGGAAGCGAUGAAAAACAAAAACUUUUCCAAAAAGUAAAACUGAAAUUUAUUUUUAAAUUGAGUUACUGUACAUGAGGUAAAAUAUUUCCCUUAGUCCCCAGUAGAAAUAGGUAAGAAAAACCCUCCCCCAAGAUUUUCUUUCAAGGUAUACUAGUGACCCAGAGCAACAAUUUGGUUGCUUCUCAUCCUUCAAAGGAGAAUGAAGUAAAGAACUAAGAUUUAACAGAGUAUCCUUGCCACCUCUAAAAUGGUUGUGCUGAAGGAAAGAUAAUAUGUUCUAUAAUCAGAUGUAUUAUAGACCAGAGAAGUACUUUAGUUCAAGGCAAAAGAUUUUCAGUACUCAUUUAUUAGUGUAUGAAAUAUGCAAAGAAAGGAAGAUUAAUAUGUAUUCUUUUGUUGUAAGAGAUCAGGAUAGAACAAACUCAGAAGCUGUUAGAGCAUUCUUGAAAUAAUUUAGGCAGUAUUACAACAAUGCCAGUAUCUCUCCAGUGUUCAUGUAAUGAAAAAAUACAUAUGCUAUCUUCUAUACAGGAAAACAGCUUAAGGUAUUUUCUAUACAGGAUAAAGGCUUAAGGGUUGAAUAGUCAGUUUACUAUUAUGGUUUUAGCAGAUAAAUGUAAAACUGAAAUGUGAUUAAAUAAGACAAGGAAGAUACAUAUCACAAUAAUGAUAUUCCCAGUAGGAUAUCGAAAAUGAAAAAAAGAAUGUUGGCAGCCCAUUUCAGAAGGCAACACAAUUGAAUUCUCUAAACAGUAAGAAGUUUCUCCUUUAUUCCACUGUUAAUGCUUGUUGAAUGUAUCGUGAGUUGUGCCCCAGUAAUGUGAUUUAUACAAGAACAGUGUUACUAAUAAGGAGGGGGACUUGUGAAGGCAAAAUGCAGUGGCUUAAGUAAUUUUACAAGAAUACUACUAUUCCAUGCUUGAAACUUUAAAAGAUGCAGUAAUCCGUUGAGCCAGAAGAUUCAGAAAAUAAGUAUGACAAUUCUGUAAAAAUUAGAUUGCACAAUGAUACCAGUAGGUGGCAUAAUUUAUUGCAAUGCUGGAUUCAUGGCUUGGUUGAUGCAAGAUGAUGAAUUUGGCAACAACUGCAGUGUCAGGGAUCCUUCUUAUGUAGAAGCUGCAUAAUUGACCUGUCAAAGAACUGUUCAUAUAAAAAGAGAAAAUGCACUUUUAACAUUAAAAUGCUGUGUUGGAAUUACAAUCCCAAGGCAUUUCUGGGGUUUCAGUCACAUGUUUCAACUCAGAUGAUAGGCCAGAACAAACCAAAAUGUAGGCUCACAAUCCGAAACCAAUUUCAAACUGGUUAGUUUACAUCCUUCCUGUUUUGAGACACAGAUCUGGAUCUAAUCUAGUUCAUCCUACCUGACUAUAAACAUUUGAGACAAUGCCACUGAUGUGCAUAAAUAUCUUUGGUUUAAAUACGAUUGUAGAUGUAAUAAGUUGAAUAAUGCAAGAUAACAGUAGAGUAUAAAUUGGCUAAUAUAUUCUGCUAAUGUAAUUGCAGACUCAGGCAAUUGAGUUCCCAAAUUAAAAUUUUUGCAAUCUUUCUACAAUGAAUCCAUAUAACAGGGCUUGUAUGUUUCAGACUGCAGGUCCUAUGUAUAUGGCAAUGCUAGAAGGUUCCAACUAAAUGCUUGUCCAAAUUUCCAUUAAGUCUUGGAUUCACCUUGGUAUGACAGUAAAUCAAUGUGUUUUGAGGGAAAUUGGUCUCUAUCAUCCAAACCUAUGAGUCAAAAGGAGCUUACAGAACAAGCAUAUCAGACCAUAUUUUCAAGAUGAGUGGUGAUUUUGGUUUCAUUACUGAGAUGCUGAGAAAAGUAUUCAACAUGCUGUUUCUGAAACUCAAUGCAGGCAGCUGAAGGAGCUAUGAAGAAAUACUUUAAAAAAACAUAACUGUCACUUAGAAAUUGCAGUGCUUCUCUUCUUCAGUCCCUGUUAUAUAUGGACUACUUUUAGAAAUUAAAGAUGAUAUAUCAAAGAAGAUUUUUACAUGGUGGAGUAAGAUAUCCCCUAAGAAAGCAACAAGGGGGCAAAUUUAACACAUAAGGUAGUUAAAAUAUCAAAAUAAUUGCCCCAAAAUAAUUGUCUGUGGGGGAGACAUUCCUUUUGUUAGCUUUAUGAGCUUAUUUAAGCAGUCCUCUGGUGCUACCGCUACAGCUGGAAAGCAGUCAACAGUGUGUUUCGGAAAUGUGUACCUAAGUACAUACAUCCUUUACCAAAAUUAGUUGUCCAAUUCUGAAUCUUGCACUGCAAUGCAAUCUAUGAUGCAAAUACUUUACCGUGUAUAAUUGUCAAACUUACAAAUUUGUUACUUGUUUUACCCAGUUCUCUUUUGCAAAAGAGCUUAGAUGCUUUUGUGGGUGACUUGUGUAUUAAAAAGGUAUUUGGGGUGGGGGAAAACUUAAUAUAAUUACUAAUUGUUGUGGAACAAAUUUGUAUUUGUAUUAAACAGAUGCCUCAAAGAUAGCAGUAAGUUAUUUGCUUUUGAAAUGCAGUAAAUGUUAUAGAUAUCCUACAGGAAGUGGCAAGCUUUCAAUAGGUGGGGGCCCUUCAUUUAUAUAAUGGUCUUAGUCCAGCAGUGACUUCUAAGGUUGUAUUAAAGCUCAGCUUCAGCAAUGCUCCCUGAACAAAUUAUAUUUCCAUGCAACUGAAGAGUUUCUGGCAGCACAUAACUAAUCUCUAAGUGGAUUUCUCUGAGCAGUGGUCUGAUCUUGUAAGCCCAAAAGAGCAACAUUCCUGUACAUUUGUUUCUCUCCUCCUUCCCUUGCAUGCUAGCUUCAGCAUUUUCAUCCUGGCCUAAAAAUAAAUCAUACUUUCAUGUCAGUUUACUAAUAAGAAUCACAUUAGUUUCAAAUAGAGAUGGGCAUGAUCCUGAGUCGUCAGAUCAUGCCGGAUCGUUGUACCAGCACCAUAGGUGCUGCUCAUUCCCUUCCCCCCCUCCCCAGCCAGGUUCCCCCACUUACAAGGCAGUGCACAUUCUUCUUCAGACAUUUGAACAGUCGUGGCAGGAGCACAGAUUUCCCUUCUCCGCCUCCUUCUGCAGCUGGCCACUCAGAUACUGUGCAGCAGCAAUCCCUGCCCCAAUUCCUUGUCUCCUAGCCAAAAUCCUAUUGCCGAUUGACACAUGCAAAAGGGAAAUAGUGUAAGUCCUGAUGGCAAUUUGCUGCUUACUAAUGAGAUGCUAUUGGUGUUCCUGACUGCACCCAACUGCAUCACUGGGCACACACACAAGGAUGGGAAAAGCAUCUAAUUAACGAAUGUAAAUUGCUAUUUAAGUGAUUUUCCUUAUGCAAGCAUAAAUCAGUAACAGGAUUCUGGCUACUAAUUUUGAACAUAACAGCUUAGCUGCUGAAACUUGCAGAUAUAUCAAUGUUACUUUCAACAGCAGCUUUUAGGUCCCAUAAAAAGGGGAGAAUUUUAUUUUAACUUGUUAGUUUAACUUGGUAUUCCUUAUUUUUACU